This is a messenger RNA of Sesamum indicum (sesame), 2328 nucleotides long. Its product is annotated as very-long-chain aldehyde decarbonylase CER3. Gene Ontology annotation, molecular function: iron ion binding; oxidoreductase activity. The record is from RefSeq and is a predicted model, not a curated record. Gene Ontology annotation, biological process: lipid biosynthetic process. Lineage: Eukaryota; Viridiplantae; Streptophyta; Magnoliopsida; Lamiales; Pedaliaceae.
GUAAAUAUUGAUAAAUACAAAUUAAAGGGCGCCUCUAAAUCGAGUAAGUUGGUAGUUGUCUUCCAUCCAUAUAUAUAGGAGCAUGGAUAUGAGAACAAAAUACCCCAAUAUUCAUCCUUCCAUGACAACACUCGACACGAAGAAAAAAGUGUAGCCAUUUAAGAAAAUCCAUCGCUAGUUUCAGCUAGAAAUCACACUAUUUCUUUGCGCUCAAUCAAAUUUCUGAUUUCUUUGCAAGGUAGGAAGUUCAUCGACGACCGUCUACACCAUGGCUGCGCCUUUGUAUGCUUGGCCAUGGGAAAUCUUGGGGAGUUGCAAGAUUGCUAUUUAUGGGUUUUUUCUGGCAAAAGCUUUGUACUCAAGAUAUCAAGAAGAGUCCAUGAAAGAUGCUUGGUCUCUUCAUAUCUUCAUCGUAUGUAUGCUCAGACUAUUAAUGUACCAGGCAUGGACCUCGUACAGCAACAUGCUCUUUUUUACCCGGAACCGUCAGAUUGUCAAGAAAGGAGUUGAUUUCAGACAGAUUGACAAGGAAUGGGACUGGGAUAAUUUUAUCUUACUUCAAGCUAUUGUGGCUGGUCUGGCGCUGUACAUUUUUCCAACGUCUGCAACACUUGCUGUCUGGAACCAAACUGGCAUCACAACAGCAAUAGCACUUCAUGUCGCAAUUUCUGAGCCUCUUUUCUACACUAUACAUAAAUCCUUCCAUGGCGACUAUCUUUUUACCAAUUACCAUUCACUCCACCAUUCAUCGCCAGUGCCUCAACCCUAUACAGCUGGACAUGCUACAUUUCUGGAACAUCUUUUUUUGACGGUCGUGAUUGGAGUACCCAUAAUCGGUUCAUUCGCCGUUGGCCAUGGAUCAAUAAUUCUGAUCUACGGAUACGUUUUGGUAUUCGAUUUAUUGAGAUGCUUAGGCCAUUCCAACGUCGAAAUCGUUCCUCAUCAGUUGUUUGAUCUCGUCCCGUUUCUCAAAUAUAUAAUCUAUACUCCGACGUACCACAGCCUGCAUCAUGCUGAGAUGGAGACCAAUUAUUGCCUGUUCAUGCCUCUUUUUGAUGCCCUAGGGAACACAUUGAACACAAAAUCAUGGGAUAUGCACAAAAAAAACAGCUUAGAUUCAGGUAAAAACGGAAGAGUUCCAGAUUUCGUGUUCCUAGCCCACGUAGUGGACUUGUCGUCUGCUAUGCACGCUCCUUUUGUGAUCAGAUCAAUAGCAUCACAUCCCUACUACACGAGAAUUUACUUGCAGCCGUUUUUGCCUGUAUCCUUCGCCAUGAUGUUGUUGAUGUGGGCUAAGUCCAAGACGUUCUUGGUCUCGUCCUACAACCUUAGGGAUCGGCUGCACCAGACGUGGACCGUUCCCCGAUUCGGUUUCCAGUAUUUCUUGCCUUUUGCUGCAGAAGGCAUCAACAAGCAGAUAGAAGAGGCUAUUCUUAGAGCUGACAGAUUGGGAGUUAAAGUCAUUAGUCUUGCUGCCUUAAACAAGAAUGAGGCCCUGAAUGGAGGUGGGACACUGUUCGUGCAAAAACAUCCCAACCUUAAAGUUCGCGUGGUACAUGGCAACACCCUAACAGCAGCCGUGAUUCUUAAUGAGAUCAAGGAUGUAACCGAAGUAUUUUUGACUGGAGCCACUUCCAAACUUGGACGAGCUAUUGCUCUUUAUCUUUGCAAAAAAGGGGUUCGAGUUCUGAUGCUAACUCUAUCAACCGAAAGAUUUAGGAUGAUUCAGAAAGAAGCACCGGCUGAUUGUCAGAAGAAUCUCAUCCACGUGACAAAGUACCAAGCAGCCCAAAAUUGCAAGACAUGGAUAGUAGGCAAGUGGAUCACACCAAGAGAGCAAAGUUUUGCUCCGUCUGGAACUCAGUUUCAUCAGUUCGUGGUUCCACCGGUGUCGCCGUCCAGAAGAGACUGUACUUAUGGUAAUCUUGCAGCGAUGAAGUUACCUGACGACGCGGAAGGGCUAGGAUGUUGCGAGUACACAAUGGAAAGAGGAGUCGUCCAUGCUUGUCAUGCAGGUGGAAUGGUUCACUCCUUGGAAGGAUGGACUCACCAUGAGGUUGGGGCUAUAGAGGUCGACCGAAUUGAUUUGGUGUGGGAAGCUGCACUAAGACAUGGGCUGAAACCAGUCUCAACUAUUAUUAAUUAUUAGAUAAUUAAUUCUUGGAUAAGACAGAAUUAAUUAAUUAAUUUGUAUUAUUAUAUAUAUAUACUUUCUUUGUUGACAUAUUAAUUCAAUCCAUAGAUAGUCGUCGGUUCUAACAGUUGAGCAACGACAGAGAUUUGGCUAUUGCAAUAUCAUGAUUUGAUGAGUUCAAUUAAGUGAUAUGA